AAUUGAACACAAAAUGAAACGAUUCAAAUUUGCACUAUAAAAUUUUGGGGACUUUCAUUAAGCCAAAGCGGGUAACACCGAGCGCGGCUAUUCGUUACGUUUCGUUCAUUUUCGAGUUCAGUCAGUCCAACGUCGGCAGGCCGAUCGGGCGUUACUACGCAUGCGCGCCAACUGCGAACUGUUAUGACAUCGAACGUAAACAAAACAAGUGAAUUUUUGUGAUAAACUACUUUAGUUUUCUCCAGUUUCUUGUAUGAAAACUUUGGAUAUUGUGAACGAGUUGGUGCUUAGUGGGAGUGUGUAAACGAAUUGCAAGACUGAUGAGCGAGCGAUAAUAAAAGAAAAAUGCGUCUGCAAACAUUGAUCACGUUAGCUGCGAUUUUAACAUGUGAUGCUAAGUUACCGACACAUAAAAGCCACAUUCAACCAAAUGAAUUGCCUCCAAAUCCGACGCAAAAUGCCCAAGCGCUGCGACUAUUAGACGUCCAAGCUAAAAGUGCUAAGACUAGUAGAAUUGUAAACGAAUAUAAGCCGAGGCAUAGGCGAGAUGUGUUUGAUUCAAAAAGCUACAACGAAUCUAGCUUAAUAUGGGCACAUUCAGAGCGCCUAGACGAAAACGGGGAUGUAGUUCUCAGAUGGGUGAACUCAGAUUCGAGUAUCACCUUUAGGGUUGAGGCGCGCACCCGUGGCUACGUCGGGAUCGGAUUCAACUCUGCGAGGAACAUGCGAGGGGCCGAUUUACUCGUCACCUGGGUCGACGAUAGGAACAAUCAUGCGCAUGUUUUGGAUUGCCACGGACUAACGUUCGAAGACAGAGCUGUGGCCGACGAGGUGCAGAACGUCGAGCUGAUCUCCGGCUACCAGAAUGACACGCACACCACUGUCGAGUUCAGAAGGAUGCUGGACACGUGUGACAUACAGGACUUUGUUAUUGGCGACGACACAUUGCAAGUACUCUGGGCGCUCGGCCCCGACGGCUCCGACGGAGAGCUGCCGAAACACGUGAAAAGUGGCUCCAGGCCCCUCAGACUACUGCUGCCCGUGUCCAAGCCGGAGACCAUACCUUUGAGGCAUUGGGAUGUGCGGAUAAAUAAUCUCACAAUACCCCACGACAUGGCAACUCUAUUCUGGUGCAAGAUAUUUAAAGCACCUGAUCUACCCAUGAAGCACCACAUCGUAGGCUACCAGCCUCUGAUCGACAGUCGACCAAUCAGAGACGGCGUCCCUAUGCUAGAGAAAAAUAGCCUCUCUCCUGUUCAUCAUAUGGUCCUAUACGAAUGUGCCGAGGAUCCUGAUCAACAUUUGUGGAAGGAAUGGGCAAAUCAGGAUGGGUUCUAUGGGCCAAGUAGGCCUAGUGAAUGGGCGGCUUGUGUUACGCCGGUUGCUGCUUGGGCUAUUGGAUCUAAAGGCGAAUUCCUUCCGGAAAACGUUGGCAUCCCGCUGGGCAAGAACACGGGCGUGUCGUUCUACAUGCUGGAGGUUCAUUACGACAAUCAGGCGCUUCAUGAAGUGCUAGACAACUCCGGCAUAAGGAUCCACUACACACCGGCACUGCGAGCGCACGACGCGGCCCUUUUAGGGGCCGGAGUGGGAGUGUCCGCGCUCCACGUUAUUCCGCCUAAACAAAAGCAGUACAGGACCGUCGGCAUUUGUAGCCCUGAGUGUACGAAUAGUACCAUGCCCGAAGAAGGCAUUAACAUCGUAUCCGUCCUUCUCCAUGCACAUGGUACUGCGACAAAGAUUUCAUUGAAGCACGUCAGAGGAAAUAACGAACUACCGAGAAUAUCAGAGGAAAACUCCUACGAUGUCCGCUAUCAACAAUCCCGCAUCGUGCCGGGAGGCAGAAGGUUUUUUAAAGGUGACACUUUGAUCACAGAGUGCACUUACGACAGUUCGAGCCGCGAUAAACCUAUUUUGGGAGGUUAUUCCGCAUCACAGGAAAUGUGCCUAUCAUUCGUGCUAUACUACCCUCGCACGGAACUAGCAGGAUGUUACUCUAUGACGCCAGUCAAAGAGUUUUUCGAAACUUUUGGCGUCAGAGAGUUCUACACCCUUAGCAUGACCGACGUUGAAAACAUCUUCCUAUCCUCAGGCAAUUUGGAGAACUUACCACCAAAGAUGGAGUUUGACAUAAGACAACACGCAUCAGAAUCUGAAGCUAUGCAGGGCGAUGACCAAGGAGUAGGACUUAUGAAGGAGCUGAUAAUCCGCGAGCCCGCCGAGUUCCAAAACAAGACGUUUCUAGCUCAUCUCAACCAGAUGCCGUGGUCCGAGUCGGUGCUGACCGAGCAGAUUGAGAAGACAUUAUACAAGGGCAUGCAUAUGACGUUCUGCAAGAAGAGGGAUGAUAAUUGGGGAGCGCCAAUACAAAUCCAAAACUACCCUGACUACGUGGAACUGGUCAGCAACGAGGCGGCAGAGAAGUCAUGUAACUACAAAAGUGUGCUACCACAGAACUCCGUAACUAAAUCCGCCAAUGGCAUAAGCAGUUCCUUCAUAUCCGCCAUUUUGGCUGUAUGCGCGGUCAUAGUCGCGCGGUAAUUAUAAA
Molecule: messenger RNA, 2548 nt
Organism: Cydia strobilella
Lineage: Eukaryota; Metazoa; Arthropoda; Insecta; Lepidoptera; Tortricidae
Product: MOXD1 homolog 1-like
Exons: 13
Coding region: 346-2541 (731 amino acids)
Biological process (GO): dopamine catabolic process; norepinephrine biosynthetic process; octopamine biosynthetic process
Cellular component (GO): secretory granule membrane
Molecular function (GO): dopamine beta-monooxygenase activity; copper ion binding
Source: RefSeq, a predicted model, not a curated record